AUGCGUGUCUUGCCUGCUUUGCUGCUCCUCUCGGCUCUCUGCCCGCCCAGUUCCGCCGUCCCCGCCGGAUCCAGCAUCACUCCGCCGCCGCCUCUCCAACCCGUCCAGCUUCUCAACCAGCGUGCGGACCCACGCCGACCAUGGACGCGAUUGCGGGAUUGGGUGAUUGAGUCGGUCUGGGGGAUUCCGCGGACCUGUCCUAAGCGGACAGGUAUCCCCUCGAACGUGCGAGAUCGGUACGACAGCGAUGUUGUGCUCCGCUUUCACUUGCGCCAUCCCGAUGACGCCGAAGCACUGGCUGCGGCGUCGCGCGUGCUCGUGCUGGAUGUGUGGGCUAUCACAGCCCAAUAUGUGGACAUUCGAUUAGCAGAUGACAUGAUCCCUUCCUUGCUCGACCUCCUUCCUCCCUCUCUUCGCUCCGCUCACACCCCGCUCAUGGAUGACUUAGUCGACAUGAUUUACAAUACAUACCCAAGACAUCUUCAUCCGACGCUGGAUGCUGAGCCUGACUUUCGAUCCAGCGGCCGACGACCUGACUCGGUCGGCGAUGUCUUUUUUCUCGAUUACCAGCCUCUCUCCGUGAUUGUGCAAUGGAUGCGCUUAAUGGCAUCCAUGUUCGCAUCACAUGCCCGCCUCACCAGUGUCGGAGUCUCAUAUGAAGGGCGGGAUAUUUCGGCACUGCGCAUCGGCGUACCCCCCUCUGAAUCCGAAUCGUCUACUCCCCGGAAGACCAUCGUGAUGGUCGGCGGUACUCAUGCCCGAGAAUGGAUCAGCACCUCCACUGUCACCUAUGUUGCAUACAGCCUCAUCACCCAUUAUGGUCAGUCGAAGGCGGUCACGCGCCUGUUACAUGAAUACGACUGGAUCCUUGUUCCCACCCUCAAUCCGGACGGCUAUGUAUACUCAUGGGAGUCGGACCGGCUGUGGCGCAAGAACCGGCAACCAACCGGCCUGCCCUUGUGCCCGGGGGUGGAUCUAGACCGGGCGUGGGACUUUGAGUGGGAUGGCGAGUCGACCCGAUCUAAUCCCUGCUCUGAGAACUAUGCGGGAGCCGAGCCCUUCGAGGCUCUGGAAUCGCAACGACUGGCCCAGUGGGCCCAAAACGAGACCGAAAGUGGUCGGGCUGACAUUGUUGGGUUCUUGGACCUGCAUUCGUAUUCCCAGCAGAUCCUCUAUCCCUAUUCCUAUAGCUGCUCCUCAGUUCCUCCGACCCUUGAAAGCCUUGAAGAGUUGGCUCUGGGACUGGCCAAGGCCAUCCGCCAGACCACCCGGGAGUCAUAUGAUGUAACCUCUGCAUGUGAGGGCAUCCUCCCCAACGGUGUUGCUGCUAGUAUCAGUUCUGGCGGCAGUGCCCUCGACUGGUUCUAUCAUAAAUUGCAUGCGACCUAUUCUUAUCAGAUCAAAUUGCGGGACCGUGGCAGUUAUGGCUUCCUGCUUCCUUCAGAGCACAUCAUCCCAACGGGUAAGGAAAUCUUCCAUGCGGUGUUGGCCUUUGGCAAGUUUGUCUGGGGUGAGGACCUAGAGGUCGAGGAGACCGACGCGCCUAGUGUGAAGACCCCCUUCAACUUCGAGCAGAGACCACUUGCCAAGUAG
Penicillium macrosclerotiorum is the source of this 1593-nucleotide messenger RNA. RefSeq names its product M14 family metallopeptidase. Gene Ontology annotation, biological process: proteolysis. The record is from RefSeq and is a predicted model, not a curated record. The transcript has 2 exons. The coding region runs from base 1 to 1593 and encodes 530 amino acids. Lineage: Eukaryota; Fungi; Ascomycota; Eurotiomycetes; Eurotiales; Aspergillaceae. Gene Ontology annotation, molecular function: metallocarboxypeptidase activity; zinc ion binding.